Eleginops maclovinus (Patagonian blennie) is the source of this 4046-nucleotide messenger RNA. It is a transcript of the gene glod5, whose product is annotated as glyoxalase domain containing 5. The coding region runs from base 253 to 774 and encodes 173 amino acids. The record is from RefSeq and is a predicted model, not a curated record. The transcript has 4 exons. NCBI's taxonomy places the organism in Eukaryota, Metazoa, Chordata, Actinopteri, Perciformes, Eleginopidae.
UAGCACCGCUUACUGGCAGAUUUGUGAAAAUCGAGAUUCUUAACUUGAUAGACAUUUUUUGGUAUUUAUCCAUAGCGAUCUUUUCGAUAGAGACGUACUCAAGUUUAGUAGUGGAAGGUUUUAGUUUUGAUCAGAGCUAUUGUUAAUGCCCCUCUCCAGUGGUUCCUCGGCGUGUUGGCCAGUCGCAGCUGGUUCACAGUCCACAGAGGUGUAACAAUAAGGAAGUGCCCCAACCCGCACACUACAGCAAGAAUGGCGCUGCGGAAAACUGUAGGUCGUUUGUUUCACUUCCAGCGGAACCUUUUAAAGCAGGUCUCCAUCCAAACACUUGGAGAUGUCAGUUUCAAAAGCACUUGUCCUGUAGAAGUUAGCCGUCUGGAUCAUUUGGUUCUGACUGUGAAAAGUGUGCCGGACACCAUCAACUUUUAUACCGCAGUCCUUGGCAUGGAAGUCAUCACUUUCAAGGGAGAUCGUAAGGCCCUGGGUUUUGGGCAGCAGAAGUUUAACCUUCACCAGCUGGGUCAGGAGUUUGAGCCCAAAGCCAGGCAUCCAACGUCAGGCUCUGCGGACCUGUGCCUCAUCACCAAAACCCCCCUCGCUACAGUGGCUUCACAUCUGAAGGUCUGUGGGGUGGAGAUAGAGGAGGGUCCGGUAGAGAGGAGUGGAGCUGUGGGUUCCAUCACCUCUCUAUACUUUAGAGAUCCAGACCACAAUCUCAUCGAAGUUUCAAACUAUAACCAGUCAACUCCAGAGGGAUCCACUAAGUACAGUUAGAGUUUAGUUGCAAAGUGUUAGAACCCCAAUUACUGUUCUCAAACAACACAUGCCCUAUUUAUAGAGCGCAGUAGGCUGUGCAGACAGACUGUUUCUGGGGAGCUCUGCUGACCCAUGGCGGCUAUUUUAAUUAUGUGUAGAAAAGACUAUUGUAAAAAUACUUUGUGAAGGGAAACUGAACCAAUGGUUGCUUAUUUUAGAGGAAAAAGAAAGGUUCUGCCAUGUACCUAAGGCUCUGGUCUGUCUGCUUUUAGCCACCAUCUAAAUAACUCUUGAACAAUAUUGGCCUUUUAUGUCUUCAUAUUAUAAGUCAUUUAUUACCGUAGUCUAUCAGUUGCAUUGCAGUAAUACAUAACAUCUUUGAAUAGAAAAUAAAUAUUUCAGUAGGUCAUUACAGAAACAGUGGACAAUGAAAUGCCUGAAAUGUCAAUUUAUUACUUAAGAUAAUAACAUUUUUAGAUAUAUUAAUUUUUGGAAAAAUCUAAUUUUCCAUUUCUUAUGUGGUGUUCAAACAUCGAGGCUAUUGUUUUACACUACACAUUGACAUUGACUAGUGGGUCAGAUAUAUGAAAUAGACAACAUUUUUAGUCAUUUAAUUCACAAACACUGAAUAUACAGUACACUGUAUAGGCACACACUGUCGAAUGGGCCAUGACAAGUGUGGAAAAGAUGCAAUAUUUCAACUUUUUAAGCAACAUAAUUUAUCCAACAAAAGCAAAUUGUUUGAAUUCAAAACUGAUGUUAACAUGUUAAUGUUCAUGUAGGUAAGAUGGAGAGUGUCACAGGGCAAGUGUUUGUGUAAAUAUUGAAGUAUGUUCUCUUUUAUUUUUUCAGUGGGUAAUUUUUUUAAAGCAUCCUGCAGCUGGAACAUAUCAUGUCCAACACAAAAACAGUACAAAGAAAGUUCAGGACAGAAUAUGAUCUCCACUCUGUACACAAUUGCGCAUCGCUUAUCAAGACUAUUGUUCAUUUUGUCAGUACUGAAUAUUCCUGUCUUCAGUUCCCAAUUCCUUGUACUUCCUUGUAUUUCCCCCCAAUGUUAAAAUUAAAUGCACUGAAGAGCUAGAUGAUAAACAUUUCUGUCUCUGAAUUAUCACCCAACUCUUUAUCAAAUCACAAUCGUACCUUUGUGGUCUGUUAUCAGUGACAGGAUGACACCACUGAAGGCCGAGUUAACAGUGCUACUCUAUCUGAAACCUGCGUGUAUGGAGCACUUCACUGUUGAAUUCACACAUGAAUGGAAGUUAUCAAUAGUGAGAAGAAGAAAAGGACAUUUCCUAUUUCCUGAAUUACUUACUGGCACUUAUCAAAAGCAACCUGUCCAUCCAUUGUUGUAUGGAAACUUUAUCUUUAGCUUAACGUCUAUAAAGAAGUCUGAGGUUGCACCACUAUUGUAUGUUUUCUGUGGGUGGAGAACAUAGUGGAAUUCCCUUGUUAUCGAUGUGUCACAACCCAAUAGUCUUUUAUGACAAUAUUUUACAUCGGAGGGGAUAUUUUUAGCUUAGCCUUUUGUUCAGUGCUAUUUUUACAAUGGUAAUGUUUAUGGUAACUGAGAGAUUUGCAGGAAGUAUCCUCUGGAAAAAUUUCCUGGCAAUAAACCUUAUCCUAGAUGUGUGGGUUAAUGAACCCAAUCCUCAUAACCAUCCUUGUAUAAACAUACUGGUAUCGAUUGCCUGGCCAUUGCAUUGUAUGUAUUACUUAUUUCCUUCUUGUAAUUUGUAUGUUUUUUAAAAAUAUUUUAAUACAGAAAAAAGCUAAAUAUGGCAAAGACGACAAUAUGGUGAGAUGAAAAUACUUUUUUAACCUUCAAGUAAAAAAAGACUUAAAAAACAAUUGGAUAAAAGGAAAAUCUUAAUCAUGAAAUCACGUUAGUGUUGUUUGUUCCUUUCCUUUAGUAUUUCAAUCUUACCUCAAUGCUGUCUGCAUAGGGAAGGUUUUUAUUGCAAUGCAAAGUGACAACAGUACCUUAUCCUAGGUAUCUUUACCACCUAUUCCAAUUGUUUCUCAUUAGUUGAAAUUACAUCAGUCAGAAACCCCAUUAUCCCUGGUACUGCUGGAAGACUGUCAAAAGACUUUGCCCUAGAUUUUCUUUCCUUUUUUGACAAACACAACAGAUCAUGUUCAGAUGAUAAGUGAUUGCCUGUAUUAAUCCAUUGCUUUAUAAAAAUAGGGAACUCAUUUGGGCCAAAAUAAUUUGACACAUCUGCUCUUGUAAUUUAAGACACAAAGGUCCACAGGUCAGGUUACAAACACCAUGUGGAAAACUGCUUGUAUUCCGUUCUCUCGCCUAGAAAGUGUGGGGUGUCUGCGUGUAUGCUGAGAACAUUGUCAGACCUUUUUUGUUCAUUUGAAAGCUGUGGAUAAAAGAUGAUCAUUUUUGCUUUUACACAAAACCUAGCUAGUAAACCUAGUCAUUUUCUACUAACCCCAGGUUUCUUUGAUUAUUUUAUACAUACACAGUACACACACUAUUUCAUACAGGUUGAAUGUCAUGUGCUUAUAUGCAGCAGUAUGCCGAAAUCUACCCUAAAUAUUAUACAUCCCCAACAUUUCCAAAGAGGAGUAUGUCAAGUUGAAUUACAGAGAAAAGUGUGAAAGUCUGAAACCUGCGUGUAUGGAGCACUUCACUGUUGAAUUCACACAUGAAUGGAAGUUAUCAAUAGUGAGAAGAAGAAAAGGACAUUUCCUAUUUCCUGAAUUACUUACUGGCACUUAUCAAAAGCAACCUGUCCAUCCAUUGUUGUAUGGAAACUUUAUCUUUAGCUUAACGUCUAUAAAGAAGUCUGAGGUUGCACCACUAUUGUAUGUUUUCUGUGGGUGGAGAACAUAGUGGAAUUCCCUUGUUUUCGAUGUGUCACAACCCAAUAGUCUUUUAUGACAAUAUUUUACAUCGGAGGGGAUAUUUUUAGCUUAGCCUUUUGUUCAGUGCUAUUUUUACAAUGGUAAUGUUUAUGGUAACUGAGAGAUUUGCAGGAAGUAUCCUCUGGAAAAAUUUCCUGGCAAUAAACCUUAUCCUAGAUGUGUGGGUAAAUGAACCCAAUCCUCAUAACCAUCCUUGUAUAAACAUACUGGUAUCGAUUGCCUGGCCAUUGCAUUGUAUGUAUUACUUAUUUCCUUCUUGUAAUUUGUAUGUUUUUUAAAAAUAUUUUAAUACAGAAAAAAACUAAACGUGGCAAAGACGACAAUAUGGUGAGAUGAAAAUACUUUUUUAACCUUCAAGUAAAAAAAGACUUAAAAAACAAUUGGAUAAAAGGAAAAUCUUAAUCAUGAAA